Messenger RNA from Hibiscus syriacus, 737 nucleotides. Its product is annotated as chromatin-remodeling complex subunit ies6-like. Gene Ontology annotation, cellular component: Ino80 complex. The record is from RefSeq and is a predicted model, not a curated record. NCBI's taxonomy places the organism in Eukaryota, Viridiplantae, Streptophyta, Magnoliopsida, Malvales, Malvaceae. Gene Ontology annotation, biological process: chromatin remodeling. The transcript is spliced from 3 exons. The coding region runs from base 99 to 470 and encodes 123 amino acids.
UACUUUCAGACUCAAACACCAAAAUCUCAACUUUCUCUUCCCCAAUUUCGUUUGGGAGCUCUGGGAUCAUUUAGGGAUUUGAGAAUAUUGGGAAACCAAUGGAGGCAGAGGUGAUAAAAGCUGAGUUGGUAUUGCCAACGCAUAUGAUUUUCAAGAGGGUACAAACGUAUGAGAAAUACCCAAAGGGCCAAUCGAAAGUUAGGUGGAAACAGCUCAAGCAGAUCAUCCAAGCUGAAAAUUACCAGAAUUACGAUCCCGAUGAACCCAAUUAUGUUAAUAUCGAAUCACCUCCUUCGAUGCAGCCGUGUAAAAGAAUUUGUGAUAUUACAGGAUUUGAGGCACCGUACUACGAUCCAAGGACGAAUCUCCGCUAUGCAAAUGCUGAUGUUUUCAAGCUUGUGAGAUCUCUUCCAAAUGAAUACGUGCAAAGGUAUCUGGCUCUAAGGAAGGCGGCAGUUGUUUUGAGGUGAAGUUCAAAAAUUCGGAGAUGGACUUUGGUCUUUACCUAUGUGAAUCAUGAUAGAGAUUCUCAUGAUGUUUAAUCUACAAUUUGUUUGAUUGAUGGAUGUAAGGAAUACCGAACCACAUAUUAUGUUCCAUUUCGUCCUGGGAACCAAACUUCGGGUAGUUUUAGGUUAACUGUAGCAUGAGAUAAACUGGUUAAAGCUGUACUUUUAUAUGGCCUAUGAGAAAUGAGAAUGCUAUGUUGUUUGAAACUUAUUUGCUUUGAUAUCGGA